AUGACGUUACGUAGAAGAUGGAAGGAACAAAACUUUUCCUGCCGUCGACCAUUGAAGAAGCCGAAAUUGACUCCUGCCAUGCGUCUGAAACGCCUAGAGUUUGCAAAAAAAUAUAAACACUGGACUGUAGAAGACUGGCAUAAAGUUUGCUUCUCUGAUGAGUCGAGUAUCCAGAUCUUGCAAGACCAUACGCAGUUUGUUCGUAGGAGACCAAAUGAGAAAUUCAAAGAAGACUGUAUUGUAGAGAGAGUAAAGCAUCCACUAUCCAUAAUGAUCUGGGGAGUUAUCAGUGCAAAGGGUAACGGACGCCUCUACAUAGUGGAAAAAACCAUGCGGCAGGAUCAGUACAUUAAAGUUCUGUCAGAAAAACUGAUCCCACAGACAUCAGAAUGGUUUCCUAAUAAGGAUUUCCUGUUUAUGCAUGACUCAGCCCCGUCAUAA
This is a messenger RNA of Parnassius mnemosyne (clouded apollo), 441 nucleotides long. The record is from the annotation of a GenBank genome assembly. NCBI's taxonomy places the organism in Eukaryota, Metazoa, Arthropoda, Insecta, Lepidoptera, Papilionidae.